AUGGCACCUCCAGUACCUGUUUAUACCAUAUCAGAAGUACGAAAACAAUACAAAGAUCAAUUAGAGAAUCCUCAGAAAUAUAGAUGUCAAUUGAGAUCUAUAACUCAACAUGAAUGUACAUUUAGACCCACAACUAUUAGAAAUGAAAAUGUGACAUCAGAAAUUAUAUGUUUACCAUUUAAACGAAUUUUCCAACGAUGUUUAGUACCGACUAUAACCAAGACUGCCGAUGGUAAAAAAUUAAGAAUUGAAAAAUGGAUAAAUAUUGAAAUCACUGAUGAUCAAACUAAUCAUGAUUUGGUUGAUCCCGAUAGUAAAUAUGGUAAAGAUGUUCAAGAUUUUUUAAAUGCUGAACGAGAGUUUAAGAAAUUUAUGGAGAUUGAAUCGGAUGGUAAUUUAUAG
Candida dubliniensis CD36 is the source of this 402-nucleotide messenger RNA. RefSeq lists its product as uncharacterized. Lineage: Eukaryota; Fungi; Ascomycota; Pichiomycetes; Serinales; Debaryomycetaceae. Bases 1 to 402 code for a protein of 133 amino acids. The record is from RefSeq and is a predicted model, not a curated record. The transcript has a single exon. Gene Ontology annotation, cellular component: mitochondrial inner membrane peptidase complex.